Molecule: messenger RNA, 3155 nt
Organism: Trematomus bernacchii (emerald rockcod)
Lineage: Eukaryota; Metazoa; Chordata; Actinopteri; Perciformes; Nototheniidae
Gene: ndel1a
Product: nudE neurodevelopment protein 1-like 1a
Exons: 9
Coding region: 96-1130 (344 amino acids)
Biological process (GO): cell migration; regulation of neuron projection development; vesicle transport along microtubule
Cellular component (GO): kinesin complex; centrosome; kinetochore
Molecular function (GO): microtubule binding
Source: RefSeq, a predicted model, not a curated record
CAUCAGAGAAGAAGCUCGGCCUCAGCAGCUCACACAAGCGGGAAUAAUGGACUGAUAAACAUCACUGUUUGGGGCGAUGUUCAGAUUUGUUUGCCAUGGAAACAGAUAUGAUACCAAAAUUCUCCUCGAAAGACGAGGAAAUUAACUUCUGGAAGGCUCUUUCUCUCAAGUACAAGAACGGCUGUCAGGAGGCGCAGGAGGAGCUGCUGGAGUUUCAGGAGGGGAGCCGGGAGCUGGAGGCCGAGCUGGAGGCACAGCUGGCCCAGGCCGAGCACCGCAUGAAGGACCUGCAGUCGGAGAACCACAGACUCAAGAGUGAGGUGGACUCGCUCAAGGAGAGGUUUGAGCAGCAGUACUCUCAGAGCUACAAGCAGAUCUCCAUGCUGGAGGACGACCUCGGCCAGACACGCAGCAUCAAAGAUCAGCUCCACAAAUACGUCCGGGAGCUGGAGCAGUCCAACGAUGACCUGGAGAGAGCCAAAAGAGCUACCAUCGUGUCUCUGGAGAACUUCGAGCAGCGUAUGAACCUCGCGAUCGAGAGGAACGCCUUCCUGGAGAGCGAGCUGGAUGAGAAGGAGUCUCUUCUUUUCUCUGUGCAAAGAUUUAAGGAUGAAGCCAGAGAUUUGCGGCAGGAGCUGGCUGUGCGAGAGAGGAACACAGAUGUGAGCAGGAUGUCCGCCCUGAGUUCCCCCACAGAGGACACUGAGAAGAUGGACACGGCUGCCCAGGCCUCCCUCUCUCUGCCUGCGACCCCAGUGGAUAAAGGUCUGGACAACGCCUUCGCCAACCCCGCAGGUCUAUCAAACGGCUUUGGCAGCAACACUCCGUUGACUCCUUCUGCCAGAAUAUCAGCCCUCAACAUCGUCAGUGAUUUACUGCGGAAAGUCGGGGCUCUGGAGUCGAAGCUGGCCGCCUGCAGGAACUUUGCCAAGGACCAGAAAGCGAGGAAGGCGUACACUCUGGACAACGGCAACGUGCUCAACGCAAACACGGCUAACUACUCACAAUCACUCCACACGUCGUAUUUUGACAAAGCCAGGUCGGUGAAUGGACUGAAGCCUGGUACCCUGACGGCCAUCACCGCCCCCCCCGCUGCCUCGUCCCAGGGCUUAGUGCCUCUCGCUGUUUGACGGUAAACCCAAUGCAUCGUCCUUCCAAUUGAAAAUCACAUCUAUGAAGACAAGGCCUCAGACAAAUACUGUAAAACGUUAUUGAUGUACUGUUGUACCCCUCUCUGUUGUUCUGACCCGAUACACUGUACUUAUGGGUCGCUGUCUGUAUAUUUCAUGUGUUACUGUAUCUGCUGUUUGCUCACUGGCUUGUACAAAGAUCUACUCUUCACAAAUUUAAAGAUUUACUAGGAUCUCACCCUGAAUUGCGAAAUAUGUGCACCAUAUCAGCCUAAAAGCAUGGAUUGAUUACUGAUCAGGCUUACCGGCCACAGGCCAUAGGGUCAGGUUUCACAUGUUCGACCCAGGAAGAGACUCAAAAUGACCACAAAGAAACAUGAGGGGACUACAACGAGACACCAAACAACUACAACGAGACACCAGACAACUACAACGAGACACCAGACAACUACAACGAGACACCAGACAACUACAACGAGACACCAGACAACUACAACGAGACACCAGACAACUACAACGAGACACCAGACAACUACAAAGAGACACCAGACAACUACAAAGAGACACCAGACAACUACAAAGAGACACCAGACAACUACAAAGAGACACCAGACAACUACAAAGAGACACCAGACAACUACAAAGAGACACCAGACAACUACAAAGAGACACCAGACAACUACAACGAGACACCAGACAACUACAAAGAGACACCAGACAACUACAAAGAGACACCAAACAACUACAACGAGACACCAAACAACUACAACGAGACACCAACAACUAAAAGACUCAAAACAACUACGAAGAGACACCAAACUAUGAGCCUUAAAAUGAGUCCAGACAAAAACCAACAACAAAGUGAUACCAAAUAAAUACACAAAUAUUUUAAAUGACUACAAAGAGAAACCAAACAACUACAAGAGACACACAUCUAAAAAAUGUACAAAGACAAACAAAUCAACUUCAAAGACACACAAAUUAUCCAAAAAAGACAAUUAAAAUGACUACAUAGAGCAAACUUUAACUUCAGAGACUUAAAAAGUUACAAAGCAACUAAAAUAGAUACAGAAAAAAGCAACUACAAAGAAACACACUGAUUUAAAAAACACACAAAUCCACUACGGGCGUUCAAAAAUACUACAAAGAGAGUCAACAUGACUAAAAGAACCGUAAAACCAAUAAUAAAAGACACGGAGAGGCAACUACUGAAUAACACAUUUGCUAAACAAAGCGUCUGUGCCCUGGGGCUCGCUGUCUCACAAUCCUCUGAUUAAAUAUGCAAUUCAAAUGUGUUUUUUUUAAAUAAAUAAAGAAUGCAACAGCUUUUUUGGCCUUUAAACCUUUAUGUAUACAGUCUAUGCUUUAAACUAGCAAUAACUUCAAUUAAGUCGUCAGUGAUGUGCACUCACAUCCACGUGCUGCAACCAUGAAAGGAAAAUAACCAGUUAUAUGGGUUGCCACAUGCGCAGAUAUCCUAAAUAAUCGUGUGCCACAUGGCCAGUUCACCAUUAAUUAUUGAUGUUUGCAAAAUGUGGGCCUCACAGGUUAAUGUUUUAAACAUGAUCUCUGUUGUGUCUGUGAUUUUGGAAUUCAACCGUUAUCUUGUGACCCCUGUUUUAUAGAAUUUAAGUUUCAAGCAUUUUGAAAAGAAGGGAAGGUGAGUCUGUGUCAUUGAAGUGAGUCAAACACCAUCUAUCCUCUGAACGAUGUGACAUGAUGUGUACAGUAUGGGUCAUAUUGAUCAAUGUUUAUCGACAGCCUUUAAGUGGUGCUGCUGUCGUGUUCAGACCAGUUAACCAGCAUUCUUUUAUUCUGUAGUCAGUUUUGAUCAUGUUGUAAAAGCUUUUGAUUUAUAACACAUUUUCAGUACUGUACACAAUGAGCAAUUGAAGCACUUUGACUUUGUUUGAACUCACUUUUUAUUCAAGUGCAAUAUUGCUUGUUUGUUUGUUAUAGUUUGUAGGUUUUAUUUAUUUCAGAUUUCUUUUCCGGCAUGUUUUAAUAAAAGGUGCAAUUCUGUAA